UUUUGGAUGCCGGCUGCCGUAAAAUCCCAAAGAAGAAGAAGAGGAAACCGGAAGUCUCGUUGUUUGACUGGGAUGUGUGGCUGGCGGCGGGAUAGCUGUGCUGUUUGUUAUUAGUGAGUUUGAAGAAGACAGAGCUCCAGGAGCCCUCAGUAGACGUCAAGCUGGCGACCGUAGCAGGAAAGAAGGGCAACAAGGCUGAGGAGGAGGAGCAGCCUGCAGCAACUCCUGCAGCAGCAGUAAAGGAGGAAGAGGAGGAGGAGGUACAGCAGCCUCUAGCACCUCCUGCAGUGGCAGUGAAGAAGGAAGAAGAGGAGUAUGUGGUGGAGAAGGUUUUGGACCGCAGAGUGGUGAAGGGAAGAGUAGAGUUUCUGCUGAAAUGGAAGGCGUUCUCAGAUGAGGAUAACACAUGGGAGCCGGAAGACAACCUGGACUGCCCCGACCUUAUCGCUGAGUACAUGCAGAAACACAAGGAGAAGGAGGAGAAGAAGAAGGAGGGAAAGAGGAAAGUUGUCAGUGAGGCCUCGGGAGACUCAGAGGCGCGAGGGAGCAAGAGGAAGAAGGUGGAGAAACGGGGAGGAGGAGAGGGACCCACAUGUCAGCACUUUCAACACUGUGACAAAUCUUUUACAACAUCUGUAUAUUUAAACAUUCAUCAGAGAUUUCACACUGGACAGAAUCUACACAGCUGUGAUCAAUGUGGGGCAGCUUUCACACAACAGGGUACCCUAAACAGACAUCAACGCAUUCACAAGGGAGAGAUGUACAGCUGUGAUCAAUGUGGGGCUGCUUUCACACAACAGGGUACCCUAAAAAGCCAUCAACGCAUUCACACUGGUGAGAAGCCUUACAGCUGUGAUCAAUGUGGGGCAGCUUUCACACGACAGGAUACUCUAAGAAAACAUCAACGCCUUCACACUGGAGAGAAACCUUACAUCUGUGAUCAAUGUGGGGCAGCUUUUACACAACGGAGUAGCCUAAAAAGCCAUCAAUGCAUUCACGCUGGACAGAAGCCGUACAGAUGUGAUCAAUGUGGGGCAGCUUUCACACAACAGAGUCACCUAAAAUUACAUCAACCCGUUCACUCUGGAAAUAAACCGUACAACUGUGAUCAGUGUGGGGCUGCUUUCACACAACAGGGUACCCUAAACAGACAUCAACGCAUUCACAAGGGAGAGAUGUACAGCUGUGAUCAAUGUGGGGCAGCUUUCACACAACAGAGUACCCUAAAAAGCCAUCAACGCAUUCACACUGGUGAGAAGCCUUACAGCUGUGAUCAAUGUGGGGCAGCUUUCACACGACAGGAUACCCUAAGAAAACAUCAACGCCUUCACACUGGAGAGAAACCUUACAUCUGUGAUCAAUGUGGGGCAGCUUUUACACAACGGAGUAGCCUAAAAAGCCAUCAAUGCAUUCACACUGGACAGAAGCCGUACAGAUGUGAUCAAUGUGGGGCAGCUUUCGCACGACAGGAUACCCUAACAAAACAUCAACGCAUUCACACUGGAGAGAAACCUUACAGCUGUGAUUAGUGUGGGGCAGCUUUCACACAACCUGGUACCCUGAAUAGACAACGCAUUCACAGGGGAGAGAUGUACAGCUGUGAUCAAUGUGGGGCAGCUUUUUAACAACAGAGUACCCUAAAAAGCCAUCAACACAUUCACACUGGAGAGAAACCUUACAGAACAAUGUGGAAAAACUUUUUCUCAAACCAGUAAUCUUAAAAGACACCACCAGCGUCUUCACACUGCCUCGUAGUCAACAUGUUUCAGAGCCAAGCGGUUUCCUUCUGCCUCCUCCUCAUGCCCUGAUAGCUGUGUUGUUAUAUUCUGAUCUUCUCUCCACAUUGAGGGCUGACCAGCAGUAACUUUAUCUUCUGAACAGCAUGUAUGUUAUCCUGGCUACAACUACAUAUUACGCUCCCUCCCUUGGAAGGGAUUAAUUCCGGUCAAAAUUAGCUUUUAUUUCUGUAAUAACAUAUUUUGAGUUCAGCGUUCAACUGCUAGGGCUAUGUAACUAACGUUGCAACGAAGGAGUAUUUGUUUUUCAAAAAACAAAAUCCCAUUACUGUGUACUAACGUAAUGUCAAAUUGCUGAAAUAUUUAGUCUAUUGUCCCUUAAGAUGAAGAAAAGAAGCAAAUUGUCAUAACUGGGAAGCUUAAUCAGAUUUUCAUAACUUGUAAGCUUAAUCAGAACAUGUCUGCUGCUGCUUAAAAUGAUGAACAGUUAGGGUUUAAACUGCAUCUGUGCCGCUGCCAUUAGGGACGAACAACUGAUCUUAAAGACUCUGCUUUUGGAUGUUCAUGUAAAGGAAAUGCUAAAAAAAGUAACAUGGAAUAAAAUUUCACAGAGGAAAAAUGUGUUUUACAAUAUUAUACGAUUAUGAAAGUGUUGCAUUUAAUAUCACAAAAGGUAACAUUAAUCCUUUUUUAAGUUAACAGUAAGUUAAAUUACUGUCCUGAUACUGAAAUAAAGGGAUAUUUCACCGUUGGAAAGAUG
Perca fluviatilis (European perch) is the source of this 2496-nucleotide messenger RNA. Its product is annotated as zinc finger protein 239-like. The record is from RefSeq and is a predicted model, not a curated record. The coding region runs from base 456 to 1529 and encodes 357 amino acids. Gene Ontology annotation, biological process: regulation of transcription by RNA polymerase II. Lineage: Eukaryota; Metazoa; Chordata; Actinopteri; Perciformes; Percidae. The transcript is spliced from 4 exons. Gene Ontology annotation, molecular function: DNA-binding transcription factor activity; RNA polymerase II cis-regulatory region sequence-specific DNA binding.